AUGAUUUAUAGCUUAGUUUGGGGAAAUUAUCUCGUUGGUUUCUGCGUUAAAAUACUGAAUUCAGCCGUUGUGAUCGGAUUCUAUUAUGGAUUUCUGACUACAUUCUCCAUAGGACCGUCUUAUCUCUUCCUUCUUCGAGGGCAAAUCUUAGGAAAGGGAUCUGAAACGAAAAUAUCAGCAACAACCGGGUUUAUUACGGGACAGCUCAUGAUGUUUAUAUCGAUCUAUUAUGCGCCUUUGCAUUUGGCAUUGAGUAGACCUCAUACAAUAACAGUCUUAACUCUACCGUAUCUUUUCUUUAAUUUUGUCCACAAAAAUGACAAACACUACUAUUUGGGUUCGGGAUCCAAACUGGAUUCUGAAUACAAGAAUCCAAAUUCAAUACGUCAUUUUAGGAUUGUUAAAGCCAGAACACCGCUCCCAUAUUAUUAUAUUGAGGAAAUGAUGCGAUACGAUGACAGGGACCUGGAGGAAGUCAAAGCUGCAAUAGAUUGGGAAAAGGAAGAAACUAACGAAGAAGAAGAAGAUAUUACUGUUUAUCUUUCUGAUAAAAAAGAGAAUACUUUCAACAAAAAACUCGCCCCGUUGGAAAAAUCUCUUGUAACUACUCUUUUCGAUUAUCGAAAAUGGAAUAGGCCUUUGCGAUAUAUAAAAAAUGAUCACUUUGAAAGGGUUGUAAGAGAUGAAAAUUCACAAUUUUUUUUUCAAGGUAUGUCAAAGUGA
Vicia faba (fava bean) is the source of this 723-nucleotide messenger RNA. The record is from the annotation of a GenBank genome assembly. Lineage: Eukaryota; Viridiplantae; Streptophyta; Magnoliopsida; Fabales; Fabaceae.